AAACCCCGGUGCCUCCUGCUACAGAGCAGGACCUGCACAGGCAGGGUCCUCGGGGGAUUUUUCCAGUGGCAUCCAGCCAUGUCACACAGCAGGCCAGGCUGGCCUUGCAGCAGCACUCAGUUUGGAGCAGGGUGAACAAAUGUGGCACCACCACCGCCCAGAUGAGCUGCAGGACAAAUGGGGGGGCGGGGGGGCAGGAAACACCACGAGACUGCAGAAAGUCUGAAAUUCAGAGCAUCUGGGACCACAUGGAGCAGGCGGCCUUCCCAACAGGCUGUUGUUUAGCUCAGCCCUUGCCCUGCCUCCUCUCUCCCCCCGCAGGAGGCUCGAGAACCCGCAGGGGCCAUUCCCUGUUGCUGGGCACUCUGAAACCGCAGCAGCGGCCGUGGGAUGGAGCCUGAGCGCCCGCGGCUCUCCAGCAGCUCCCAGCGCUGCCUGCAGGAAGGGGCACGGCAGCGCCAUGUUCACCACUGUGAGAUUCGGAGGCAGCUGGGGGUAGCCGGGCACCUGGGCCACCCUCGUCACCCCCACAAGGGGCGGGGAGGGACACAGCACCUGGUGCACAGCAAUGGCCAGUGCUGAGGGAACGGGCAGGAGAGCCCUGCCAGGCACAGCAGCAUCCUGCACCUCGCUGCUUUUCAAAAAGGGGAGAGCUGUUACCCCUAUACUCCAAAUCACAGGGAAACCACCCCAGCAGAGCUGAGUCAAGCACAGGGAGGGAGGCUGGAGGUGAGGAGGAGCUCCCAGCCUGGCAGCUCUGGGAAAGCACCGCAGGGGGCUCUGCUUAUCUAGACACAACCAGAAGAGCUGUGGGGCACAAGUGCCAGGUGCCAGCAGAGCUCCUCUGUUCUGGGCUGUGUGGGAAGGGUUCCCUGACUGAAAACCUGGCUCUCAGUGUCAGAGAGCAGGCAUUUGUGGGAAGGAAUGAGCAGCCCCUAUCCUGAGCUUACCCAGCUGGCUGAAAGCCUUGGCCUUACCCCAGACACUCGUGGCUGAAGCCAUCAGACACACACACAGUCCUAAGCCUUUGCUCCCUCUGCUAUUUGAAUUGGAUCCCCAGCUCUGACUACUGACGUGUGUCAGCCCUGGGGGAUUUCUCAAUUGUGACAAACUCGGUCAGAGUUCAUGGCCAAAAUAUCCCUGGGUGACUCAGCCACAGUCUCCAGCUCGUUCCCCUUGUGACUGGGAACAGCCCCUAGGAGGGCGCUGCCAAGGACCAGGGCUCACUGCUUUUUCCUACACACGCUUGAUGAAACAAAGGUGAAGGACAGAAACACUUCAUCAAUCAGAACCAUUUUCCCCAAAUGAAAGUGCUCAUCUUCUCCCCUUGCCCUGGGGCACUCUCAGCACCCACUACCCGCAGCCAUGGCUGUAAUGCAGCUGCUCAAAGCCCUGCUGAUGCCACGUGGGGGUCCUGCCUUUGCUGGCCACCGUGGGCACCUCUGAGCCACCUGCUGUGCCUCCUGCCAUGCCCAUGCGGUCCCUGGGUUUGGGGUUCUCGGGGGUCUCUUAGGUUGAGAUGACCCCAAGAAGUGUUAGAAAGUCUCUUUUCCCAGCCCAGCAGUUGAAGAAGGAGUCAGGAUUCUUCUGUUCUGGUUUUCAAGGUUGUUUAUUUUCUCUUAUCUAAUACAUUCUUUCUCUGAGGUCCAUUCAGCCCAAGGCACACUGCCUGCCCUCAGGGUGCUGUUAUCUUUUUAUACUAAAAACUACAUGUACUUUAUUUACAAUUAUUUUCCAAUACCUAUCACCUAUGUUAGACAGUCCAUCUCUACUCUAAACCAAUCCAAAAGUGCCACCAUCACAGCAGAAGAUGGAGGCCAAGAAGAAGAAGGAGAAAGAAGAAUCUGGGCAGGUCCAGUCUAUCUUGGGACCCUGAACCCCCAUUCUAAAAACCCCAAAAUUCUACUUUUCACCCUGUGACAAACUAACUGUCAUUCUACUUAAACUUUCGUGACUUGCAGAUCCUCAUAUAAGGUUGGUAACUUUUCCAUGGAUCAAAGGCACAGGGGUCUUGGGCUCUGUGCCAAGGUCUCUGAGCCCCCUGACAGGGGCUCGAGCCAUCCAGGGCAGCCAGAGGGAUGUCCUGGGUUCUGACAGGGGUGACCAUGCUCCUGUCUCGGGUCUCAUUCCCUGUCUGCAGCCAACUGCCAAGAGAUGGUGAACCUGCUCUGCUGCGUCCAGACCCUGACCGGCCACCUGAAGAGGAAGUGUCAGUGCAGGCCUGAGGACUGCAUCGAUCUUGUGGAUGAAAAGGGCACCCUGAUGAACCUGAGCAAAGAUCCUGUAUCUGAGUAUGCCAGUAAAUACCUGCAGGGAAGGCAGCGCUACAUCCUCGUCAGAGCUGGCCGUGAGUAAAACUCUGAAGCCAUGUGCUACAAAUCCUUGCUUGAGGACCUGGGGAAACACUACCCUGACCUCCCAGAUUGGCUGCAGCAGCUCUCAGGAAAGACUCAGAGCACAGAGCAGAGGAAGAAGGGCUCCUUGCAGAGGGCUCAGCCUCACACCAGCACCCGGGCCAGGAACAGGACCACCUCAGAGAGCAAGAGGAGCUUGGAACACAAGAGCACCCCUAAAGGAAGAAGAGACCAAUCACUGGUCACCCAGGCAGCACAGCCUCCACCAGGGCUCAAACACCUGCCCAGGGUCUUAUUCCAGCACAGCAAGAGUCCCCUGCUACUGAGCCCCUCUCCUGGGAUCCCGUCCCCCAGAGCUUCACACCCAUCCCAAGCUGCACCCUGA
Molecule: messenger RNA, 2739 nt
Organism: Motacilla alba alba
Lineage: Eukaryota; Metazoa; Chordata; Aves; Passeriformes; Motacillidae
Gene: C15H22orf15
Product: chromosome 15 C22orf15 homolog
Exons: 4
Source: RefSeq, a predicted model, not a curated record